Eufriesea mexicana is the source of this 469-nucleotide messenger RNA. Its product is annotated as protein aveugle. The coding region runs from base 113 to 445 and encodes 110 amino acids. The record is from RefSeq and is a predicted model, not a curated record. Lineage: Eukaryota; Metazoa; Arthropoda; Insecta; Hymenoptera; Apidae. Gene Ontology annotation, cellular component: cytoplasmic side of plasma membrane. The transcript is spliced from 3 exons. Gene Ontology annotation, molecular function: protein binding. Gene Ontology annotation, biological process: cell surface receptor protein tyrosine kinase signaling pathway.
AUCAACGAAUAUUGUCAAUAAUUUAAUAUUAUUUUUUCUGACUUUGUAUACUACUUUUAAUUGUUUAUAGUCUGCUUAUGUUUUUCAUAAUUUCAUGUUUUGAAAUUUACAUAUGAUGGUAGAAGAAGUAGUUAAUUCUACUAGUAAACCAAAGAAUAAAACUGCUAGACCACGUCCAGUUUAUUUGUGGAAUGUGCUAGACGUACAAAAAUGGUUGAGGAGGCAUUGUAGCGAUUAUUAUCAAUUAUAUCAUGAAAGGUUUUUAUAUCACGAUAUCACUGGAAGAGUUUUAUUAAGAAUAAAUGAAAAUAUAUUAAUGAGACUUGGAAUUGACAAUGAGCAACACAGAAUGGAUAUUUGGAGAGAAAUAAUGAAAUUGCAUCUUAAAACAGAUAUGUUAGAAAUUAAAGACAUUGAACGACGUAAUAGUAUGAAUUUUGAUUAGUACGAUAUAUAUAAUCAAAUUAAA